Molecule: messenger RNA, 9247 nt
Organism: Porites lobata
Lineage: Eukaryota; Metazoa; Cnidaria; Anthozoa; Scleractinia; Poritidae
Source: the annotation of a GenBank genome assembly
AUGAUACUCGGUCUUGCCAUCACUGCCCUUGCUUUCGUAGUGAUUUUGAUAUCGUGGAUUUACAAAAGAUUUUUCGAGGUAAGUUUUUUUUCCUCAAAAUCGGUUUUUCCGAAGAGCAAAGCCGACGGUGUCCGAUUCUUGCACGAUGCGCGCGAGCCGUUUCACGCUCUCUUGAUUGCAAAUGAACUCUUGACCUACGCAAAAUACGGGCUAUUUUUUAGCGUAAGUUUUAAUGUGUUAUGCGUGAAUCAUGUUUACCAAUAUCUUAUAUGUCUUUCUAUUAAAAUUUGUGGUCACUAACAUUCUCAAAACGUAUUGCUUUUCCUCCAGUAACCGUUGUCAAUGCACGUUGAAAAAAAAAAUCGAGCCCAUGAAUAAGAAAAAUAACUGGAAAGCUUGCUCAGAGGCUAUAAACUGAACAACUUAAGUUUUGGAAUGUAGAGACAAAGGACAGCAACUCCUUGACAUCAGCCUGUCGUUGUUUCAUAGAGGACAUAGAGAGGCUUCCUAGGACAUCGGAAACAGAGAAAAGAGUUCAGUCGUCAACCUUCUGUUUCAGUCUGUUUCAUUUUCUUUAAUUCGGACUCUCUUCAAGUUUAAUUUUUGUAGAAGGAAAAACUAAACCGUGAAAGAAAUAAUCACUGACUUUAAUCUGUGAUCGCUUAUAUUAUAGAUUUACUUCUGGCAAAAUGAUUCUGGGGAAAUUGUCGCAGGAACUAGCUUCAGGACCUUUUCACCAACACUCAUAGCAUUUAAAGAUGAAAGAUUGAAGAAAUUUGGAAUGUACUUGCUCCGAUUUUUACCCGGGCCUCCAAAACUGUAAGUAUUAUGAGAAAGUUCACAUUAUAUAAAGAUCAUAUGUGUAAUAUUUUCGACUCAGAUGUUUUUUUUGUUUGUUUUGUUUUGUUUUCAUUUUUUGGACUUUUCUCAAGUUUCCUAAGUUCAAUACUGCACAUCAGAGACUGCACAUUUAGAUUUUCGUUUUCGGUAGUGUCACGAAACGUGACACUCUUUGUCUUUUCAGUAGUUUUGGGGGACAAAUUGUCACUGGCCUUCACUCAUUUGCUUGUCAUCUAAGUAGACUCCACUAUUGCCAGAUUUUGUUUGGCGAGUGAUUUGGCUCGAAUAUUUAGCUGUACUUGCUAGUUUACUUUAAUGGCAAUAUCGUGAUUGUAUUAAAGCGUGACUAGGAUUUUCAAUUGUUUUGGCACAAGUUCUAUUCAUGUACCUAUUUUCUUUGUACUACUUCGUUAGAUCCAAAUAUGUGUUGAUUUUUCUCUUGACCACAGCAUCAUAACAGACCCACAAAUCGCUGUGAAAUUUAUGGCAAAACAGCAUAAGUAUGAGCGUUUAAAAGACUUCAGAUUGGGAAGUGUGUUUCGCCAGCUGUUUGGUCACGCAGCCGGGACGGCAAGUGGUGAGGUUCAUAAGCGGAUACGGAGUGCAUUUGAUCCGUGUUACAGCACAGAGAGUGUGGCACAGGCAGUGAAUAUGAUGGAACAGGAAUGCAAACAGUAUUUAAAUCAGAUGGUUCAAGAUAAACAGGUAUUAAUUUAAUGAUUCCGGUGCUUCAUAACCCGCCGAGGGAUUACUGCGUUUAAUAUAUGCUGAUGGGUCCGUGCACACUUCGGCCAAUCUAAUUUUUCAUUUUUACAACAAAAACGGAAAAAGGAAAUAUUACUUAUCCUUAUCAUAUUUGCAUAUUUUAAAGUACAGACAAAAAUAGAAAAAAAGAAAAUGGUCAGGAAAAUCGAUUAUUUUUUCAUUUUUCUAAUUUUGAAGUUAAAUUCAAAAAUACGAAAAAUACUGUUAACAGCUAAAAGCGAUAUUUAGCUAUUUUUAUUUUCUUGAUAUUGUUAGAAAAGUGAGAAAAAUAAAAUAAUCUUCGAGUCCUAGAUCAUUUUUCUAUUUUUCCGUUUUUCCCAAAAAAUAGAGAAACAGAGAAAUGAAAAAAUGAUAUUUAUUCGAACCAUUUUUUCAUUUUUUCCAUUUUGUUCAAAAAAUGAAAAAAAUAGAAAAAUGGCAUACCUAUCGCCUAAUUUUCCAUAAUUCCAUUUUAACAGAAAAAAGGAAAAAAAUGUUGCGAAUAAUUUUUCCAUUUUUUCAAUAAAUAGAAACAGGCUCCUGAUAGAAAACAAACAAACAAAAACGGACAAUUUUUCAUCUUUUGUUUUAAUGAAAAAUAGCAAAGAAAAAUGACAAAUCAUGAACAUUUAUAAAUGAAGAAAAAAAAAACCUAAUCCACUUUAGACUCACUAGUUUUGUUAGACGAUUUACACAGGAUCGGCGGAGACGUGGGUUGGGGAGGGCGGGUGGGGGCCCUUUAAUUCUCAGAAUGCCAACGUAGUUUCAUUCACUUUUGGAUUUGAUUAGCUGAUUCCUUUACCUCAUUACUUAGGACUCACUCUAUGACCUGUUCUAACACUGCGUCACGGACCAUAAAGUGUUCCUGUUGCGUUCAAACUGUGGAACGUUUCCCCAUACUUGUCGCAUGGGUUUCCCGACAUUAGCGAUCUUUGCUCUCGUCUUUCCAGGGCUGAGUUGCUUAAAAGGUGGAUAACGCUAUCCGCCUGAUAAAUAACUAUCCAGUAGAUAACGCAAUUGGUUUCCCUAAAAUACAUAAAAAAAUAUCAGGCCGCUGGAUAGUGAUUUAUCCGGUGGAUAGUCGCUAUCCAACGUUUAAACUAAUGUAUGAAUGUAUGAGCAAAUGCAUGGGUCAGAAUAUUAAGAUGUUCUCUCCCGCGAUUGUAUACUAGCUGCUUCGUUAUGUUUCUCCUCCAUAAUAUUAAUUCAUUAUACUUUACUCUUGCAAUCCUAAAACACCCGUUCCGCGGCAAGAUCCGUUAUUUCGGCAGGCUAAGCAGUCUACUUUUGAGCAUUAUUUCAUUUAAAAGCGUCUGACCUCUUCACUGGCGUGCUCUUUACUUAUUUUGUGCAUGUGAAUGUUCAACGACCUUCUUCUCAACUCCUUCCCCUUAAUCUCUCUCACGAACCGCUUUUUUUUUUUGCUGGGACCAUAGUGUUGCUGGCAUGAAAACCGUUGAGUUACCCCCCCCCCCUUUUCCCGUACCAAUUUUCACGCCUUCUCCUCCUCCCUCGUACCCUUUCUAAUAUUCUUCAUUUCCACGGCCAAUACGGUACGGUUUUCCCGCCGCUUUCAUCCACAGUCGACUCCCGACAACUCAAACCUUCAGGGAAAAAGUGAAUGGAACUACGUCCGCAUCUCCAAAACUAAGACCUCCCCCCCCCCGCUCAAAUUCCCCCACAUAUUCCGCCGACCCUCGACCCUGGGUAAAUCUUCUAACCAAAUUAGCGAGUCUCUUCUUCACCGUUAAAAUAGUCAUUAAUUCUCACUUUUCUGCGCCAUUUUUCAAUAAAAUAAAAAGUGAAAAACUGUCUGAAAGGGUGUAUCGUUUUAAAGUUUAUCUAUUUAUUAAAUGAAUGAAAAAAUAGAAAAUUGCUCGAAACACCUGUCAUUUUUUCAUUUUUCUUAUUAAAAUGGAACUAUGGAAAAUUGGGCGAUAGGUAUGCUAUUUUUCUAUUUUUUCAUUUUUUGAACAAAAUGGAAAAAAUGAAAAAAUGGUGCGAAUAAAUAUGAUUUUUUUUCAUUUUUCUGUUUUUGUAUUUUUGGCGAAAAACGAAAAAAUAGAAAAAUGAGUUAGGAAUCGGACAUUAUUUCAUUUUUCUCAUUUUCUAACAAUAGCAAGAAAAUAAAAAAUAGCAAAAUAUCGCUUUUAGCCGUUUGAAGUAUUUUUUGUAUUUUUGGAGCGGACUUCAAAAUUAGAAAAAUUAAAAAAUUAUCAAUUUUCCUGACCAUUUUCUUUUUUUCUAUUUUUGUCUGUUCUUUAAAAUAUGUAAAUAUGACAAGGAUAAGUAAUAUUUCCUGUUUCCGUUUUUGUUGGAAAAAUGAAAAAUUAGAUUGGCCGAAGUGUGCACGGACCCUGAUGGAGUGUGCCACUGGAUGGGGUUGUAUUUACACCAAUGGAUUGACUACAAUGAGGUUGCUUUUAGAGUUUCUAGAAGGUGGUAGCACAUUUUCGGGAUUUUGGUGGAUGAGAACAUCUCCUGGUAAACAGGGGUUUAGAAAUGGAAAGAUUCGCGGUUUAAUAGUUGUUACCGCGAUAAAAGAAAGUGACUUACUUGGGGUUCGAUUAUUCUAAAAAAUUCCUUGAAAACUGCUUUUUCCUAAAAGUGACUAAGAUGGAGUUUACAAUUAGCCAGCGAUACAUAUCCAUCAUGAAUUGACCCAAGUACCCCCACCAUUUAAAGAAAAGCAACUUACUUUGCUGUAUUGCCAGCCCUGUAUGUAGUUUUGUUUACUGAAUCCCCACUUCAAGUUUUGUCUGGUAUUAGCAUCUCUUCAUUUGAGAUCCGGCAAGAAAGAACCAGUCGGUUUUAUUUACGCUCUGAGUGGACCUCUGCAUUCAAGGGUAUUUAUUUUAACGUACUUUCGUCACCGGAUUUCGGUUCGAUGAAAACAACGUUUCCCAAAUGCCAUUACUCAAAAGUCACCCAAUUUCCAGGGUUUGUUCCCGAAUCUCACGCCUUUUUGCUCUAAAAACCCGAAUCCUGACCUUCUAAAGGUUCCAAUUAUCUGGUUCCUUAUUGAAAACCAUUUGAGGUUGGGGGCAUUAGACGGUCACGGUAACAGCAGCAAACGGAGCUUCCGGUUUGUGUUAUUGUUGUUUAAAGCUCUAUUUAACAAAUAAAGCUCAAGUGGAACCACGAGCCGCAGGCGAGUGGUUUCUAUGGUCUAUAAGAGUGUAGACCGUGGAAAAUUGUGGUCGAUUUGUUUUUUACAAUAACAUUUUUUUUUUUCGAAAAGCCAAAAACAAAACAGCCGGCACUGCGUGACAUGUUACGUCAUUUCCAGGUUCUAUAUUUUCAUAAACCAAAGCUCUCGACUAAUCAACGCGCGAGGUUUCGUUCAGUUAUUGUAAAAAGAGUGUUUGUACUCAUCUCUGCAUGAUAUACGUUGCGGGAUUAGAGAGCAUUAGAGAGAUAAAGCAUCACCCAACCUUAACGGGCAUACGCAAGAGGCAGAGAUGGGAAAGAUGACCACAUGACCAUCUUUCCCGCCUUGUUUGCCUUCGCCAUUUGCAGUCAUGUUACAACGUAACAGUAAGCGUUUUUUCACUAAUAAAAAACGGAAGCAAAGACUCUCUUUAUUAUGUCGGCAGUGUAGGGAAAACUUAGGAAAUAACGCACUGCCUCAUACCCUUUUUUCAGAUCAAAAAUCCAAUGGGAUAACCACCAGAUCAACACCCGUUCCCUAGCACCUGUAAAUUGUAAUAUGAAUAAGUCAGCACAUGGUCAGUCUCCUUUUUUUGCCAUCAUGCAACACUCCUCCCCUAAAAAAGAAGACUACCAUCCCGGUGGGGGCGGGCGCACUCUACAAAGUUUUAUGCAGGGAGACUGCGCCCGAGGUUCCACCGGCCUUACCCGUUCAUAUAACAUUUUUGGCACGACUACCACAAAAGUCAGCUUGUGAUAUCCGCGGCUUGUUUCGCCAUUUCAGUGUUUCAUAAGAAUGGCUGAUCUGAUUCAACUGACGUUUAAAAUACUAAUGAAGUUCACAUACGGAAGAGACAUGACUGCAGACGAGCUUCAGGAGUUACUCGAUCUCAGAGCUUUAGUGGAAUCACUUAUCGGAGAUACUUUCUCAAACCCUUUCGUCAAGUUUCCGCUUUAUAAAUACAUGCCUACAAGCACUAACAGCAAACUGGCGCAAUUUGAAAAGCGGUGGAUGCAAUUCAAUAAGCGGUAAGAAGGGUUCAUUUUAUGUUAGGUAACGCAAACAAGAUAGUCAUGACGGAAGCAAAGGAAGAGUAAGAAGUCUACUUCUCCGUUUCCAUUUUGAUUUUGUAGUUAGUUUUUGUACCCUUUUUAUAGCACGGCCUUGACCAUUUCAACCAAUAGGCAAAUGUUUUCGUUGUGAAAAUUUUAAUUUCCUCUUUUCUACUUUCGUUUCUUGACUUAGCUUUGAGGAGCGUUUUGCCGAAGGAAAACUUCGAGACACAAGCUGUGUUUUUUACAAGCUCCAGCAAACUCUUGCAAAAAAUCCGGGGACACUGUCAGAAGAUGAGGUAAUGUUGGGGGCUUAGACGAAAAGUUUUGGGUUGGCUGGUUGACCAAACUUAUCUGUAUAAUAUUAUUUUGUAAUUUCACGUUCGGGUAACGAAAUGCAAGUGGAGUCCAGGAUAACUUUGUAUGAUGUAAUAUCUUUUUCAGUUAGUUCCUAUUCGUUAGUAGUUCUCAAGAACUUUUUAAAAUAUGAAAUACGUGUAAGUGAUGGUUUGGUAUUUCUUUAAAACCCUAAUACAUAUUUAACCAAAGCAGAUCCUAUGACUAUAAUAGUUGAUCCGUUUUGUGAAAAAUUCAGUGCUCCACUGCGCCUCCUACGCUAUAAGUGCGUGUUUUUAGCCUUCCAUAACCAGGCUAGCGAUGGGCUAACUUUUCACGAUUUGUUCUUCCCUUGAGAGAGUCGCUUGAUUCUAGGGUAUAGUAUGAGAAUAGGUCACUGAGAAUACUAAGUUUUAAUUUUAGUUGAGUUUUUACCAAAAAAUGUGAAACUCAACCUGACAACGCCCUUUUAAAAGGGAACUUUUUUGAAGUAGUUUGGCCUUUUAGGACUUAACUAGUUACCUUAUACACAUGUUUCUUUUGAACUUUCUGAGUUGUAGACGUUUCACAUCCAGCGAUUCAAUCACAAUUCCUUUAGGGCGUUAGUUACGUAAAAAAGAAGCACUUCUUGCCGUGAUUCAAAUUUUACUAAAAGACUGUUUUUUGUGUCUAGUUUCAAGAAACCCUGGAGGAAGCUUCCCUUGCUAAUGUAGAUAUCACAUGCGGAGCUGUGGCCUGGCUUCUAUUCCAUGUAGCACUUCAUAAAGAUGUGCAGAAAAAUCUUACAGUUGAAGUCAAGCAUUCCAUUUCACGCGGAGUAUGUAAAUAUUUUAGUGAAUACUUUUUCUUUCGUUGAAGCUGAGUGCAGUAAAAGAAAUAGCGGAAAGUCUGAGGAGUUUUUUUAUUUGUUUGUUUGUCUUCCCUUCGAUAAAGCCAAUACUUUAUAUUUGAAAGACCUGAAGAGCCUUACAAUGUAUUGAAAACAGAGUUCCGAUUCCGCUUAUCACUCCGUCGAUUACGAUUAAUCGGGGAACGAGCUAUCAGCAUCUUUUUACACCCAAAAACCACAGCAACGUUAAAACGGAAGGUGUUUUAAAAAAGUGUCAGAUAUUUCGCGAAUGCUUGCUCAUUUUCUGACCAGCUCAUAACAGGUGGAAAAGUUUUCUUUGUGAUUUUAUAGUUUCAAUUUUUAAAUAAAAAGAAUUUUUGCCUGUGAGCAGGCUUCCUAUCGAAUGAUGAGGGAGGCUAUGAGCCUUUGGCUGAUGCCACGUGAUAAUAAAAUUGAGGACUAGAAUUUUUUUCCGAGAAUGUCCAAAUGUCUACACGUCUUGUUGUGUUUGUUUUCUUAUCCAAGUUUAUUAUCUUUUUAGCUUUCAGAACCGUUAAGCUUAGAGACACUAACUAAACUGGAUUUCCUGGGUAAGGUAGUAAAAGAAUCAGCCAGGAAGAGGCCCGUAAUGGUGAUAAGCACUCCAGAAUAUGUGACUUGUCCAAUGGUUAUUGGGAAUUUCCAAAGUCCCCCAGGGGUAAGUAGUGAUUAGCGUGCAAAAUCAGGGCUCCUGGUUAUUAGGAUAUCUUACGGCCUCCAGAAGCGCGUGAAGAGUACGUGCCUAGCUCCCUGCCUUCCUUAAGUUUUCGAAAGCUGUUUUUAAGGCUUGGUUUCACGUGACUUCAUCUUAGGCAUUCAAAUAAGAAGCUUAAGCAACGAUGAGGGCGACGGCAACGAAGACGGCAAAAAAGCAAUAGGUUUAGAUUGGCAAAACGUGCAUCACGCUUUUGUGUACAUUUCUUUGCCGUCAAUGCACGACUACGACUUGAGACGUUCUUAUUUCACGUUUCACGUUUCACUUUUCCUUUUCCUGAGCUUUAGUGCAAACUUUCAGAAUGCAACUCCGGAAAAAUUUUCUAGUAUUUGAUGAAUUGGGCGAGAUGGAAUAAGGGCGAUUAAGUUUGAAGCAGAGCGAAUUCACUUUUUAGUGACGUUUUCGUAGCCGUCCCCUUCUUUGUUGCUUAAGCUCCCUAAUGUCAUGACGCCGACCGUAUACUCGCUUGACCAACGCACCAGUGAUCAUGGAGACCGCGUUGAAAAAUGGUCAAACAUCUAACAUUUAUCUUGGUUAAGCUCAUAAAUCCGAGAAUAGAUCAUUUGCACGUGACGUUGCGGAGGCCGUAUUUGCGACUUUCACGUUGCCCAUAAUGCACUUUGUUUGCCCUACAACAUUUUGCUUAAGUACUCUUUUCAAUUUCUCUUGGGACUAACAAUCAUUCUUGAAAAAUUAAAAACAAAACCUCUGCCAAAUUUUGUGGGGAAAGCAAAUUGCAAUAUGGGGAACAUAAAAAUCGCAAAUUGAUGUACAAAAACAAUGAAACGGCGGCCAUAUUGGUAUACCUCCCCCCAAAAACAUCGUGUGGGAAUUAAACUCUUUUUUCAGCAAAAAAUUCCUUUUGUUCCAUGAAGUUUGUGUAGCCACUGAUCACAUGAGUGAAAAUGAUCCAUAUCAAAGGAAAAAUCUAUACAGACAGUCAUUUUUGUCUUUCCUCCUACGUUUGUUUAUUCAAUUGUGCAAUUAAUGAACUAAACAACUAAAGAAACAACAAUGAACAACUAAAGAACUCAUGGUCAAUCUCGUAGCCGGAAUUUGGUCAACGGGGCAAGACUCUGGAUACGAGAUUGAUCCAUGGUAGAAACAUGAUCUCUGACGAUCAUCAUUGCCAAAAGUUAACAAGAGUUUUCGAGAUGAUGUAACUGUUUUCAGCUACGUCAAACACUGUUCUCGUUUGUUUUUAGGUCGAAGUAUCUGUUGACAACAGUGCAGUCAAUAGCAACUCAGAAGUCUGGGGCGACACCGAAACUUUCAAUCCCCGAAGAUUUGAUGACGAAACACCGAACAUGCGCAAAAGCUUGUGUCGCUUCGGUAUUGGAACGCGAAGGUGUAUGGGAUACCGGGUUGCAGACACCUUUAUGAAAGUUUUACUGGUUACAUUGCUGGAAAACUACUCCGUUGCCCUGGAGACGGACGUGAGAGGUGAUGAUGACAGUGUACCCGUUCAAAACGUUGGGCCAUUCUGCUUUCCGUGCGUGGACUUCAAAGUUCAAGUUGCGCAGAAAAAUGUUACUUCUUAA